Messenger RNA from Hyla sarda, 1242 nucleotides. It is a transcript of the gene EPDR1, whose product is annotated as ependymin related 1. NCBI's taxonomy places the organism in Eukaryota, Metazoa, Chordata, Amphibia, Anura, Hylidae. Gene Ontology annotation, cellular component: extracellular region; lysosome. Gene Ontology annotation, molecular function: calcium ion binding. Gene Ontology annotation, biological process: cell-matrix adhesion. The transcript has 3 exons. The coding region runs from base 26 to 700 and encodes 224 amino acids. The record is from RefSeq and is a predicted model, not a curated record.
GAAAAGCAGCUGACUGAAAGAGGAGAUGAUGGAGAAAGGACAAGUGCAAGGCUUAUGCAGCUUCAUCAUGCAGGCCCUUCUGCUGCUCCUAGCUAUCAACCAAGCAAAUGCUAAAGGCUACUUUGCAUCAGUACCUACUACUCCAUGCCAGGCACCUUUGCAGUGGGAGGGCAGGACAGUAGUGUACGAUCAUAACACUGGUAAAAACACCAGGGCCACUGUCACUUAUGAUGCCCAAAUGCAACGAAUCCGGAUCUUGGAAGAAAGAAAGAGCUUGGUGCCCUGCAAAAGGUUCUUUGAAUACAUCUAUCUAUACAAAGAUGCUGUGAUGUUCCAGAUUGAGCAAGUUACAAAAAUCUGUGUUAAAACAUCUCUAACUGCAGCAUGGGAUCCAUUUGAUAUACCAGACAAUUCAACUUAUGAAGAUCAGUACUAUAUUGGAGGACCUGGUGAUCAGAUAAUGGUCCAGGAGUGGUCUGACAGAAAGCCUGCCAGAAAAUCUGAAACCUGGGUUGGAGUAUACACUGACAAGGAUUGCUAUCCUGUACAAGAAACCUACACUAGGAAUGACAGCAUGACUACUUCAACACGUUUCUUUGACUUACAGCUAGGCAUAAAAGAUCCAUCUGUAUUUAACCCUCCAGGAAGUUGCCUGACAGCACAGCAAGAGUUAAUGGCAGAUGGCUGCGGAUAUUUCUAGAUUUCACAUGUCUCCUUUUUACUGAUAUAGCAUGCUUUAGAAAACAAUGUUGAAAUCUAGAAGGCAUUGAUUAAAACAAUACGAGCAAAAGUUGACAUCAUAACUAUUAUUGAUAAAGAAGCAGAAACCUCAUAUCUGCGGCAAGUGUAAUGGAUUUCCCUUGUGCAAAAUUGCUGGAUGCUGAUUUUCCAUGUAAUAAUUAACUACAUCAUAGUCUUAGAACUGCAUAACUGUAGAACUUAGAGCUGUAUUUAACAUGCGUGAUACAGGAAGUAAUAUAACAUGUUUGCACACUUAUAACAGCCUUAAUCCACACAGUUGAACUGUAUAAAAUAUUGCACUAAUAACAUUUAUAUUCAGGGUUUGCACAGAAGACAGUGGCACAACAUAAUGACAGUAUGCAUUCUUAAGGUUGCACACUUUCUUGCACUAGUGUGAAAAUAGCCUUUCUUGCAAGCUAAGGUAUAUGCCGGGGGACUUCCGGCAUACAUCAUACAUAGGGGUUCAUUAAAAAUAAAAUAAAAUAAAUAAGGUGCAUGGUA